UAGCAUCACGGAACUCCCGGAGAGCACGCACACACCCUAGAUGGUGUAGCCCCUGGCACUCCGAGCCUGGCACAGCCGCCGCUCCUGGGUUGCAGACCUGCACAUGGUCACAAAAUAAAACCAUUUGAACAGUUUCAUCUGUCAUGGAAAAGCGCCAGACAUUUGUACAAGUGGUGUCUAAGGAGCUGGUUGGAGAAUUUUUACAAUUUAUUCAGCAUGAUAAAGAUCCCUCUGACCCUUUCAGCCUAAAUGAGUUACUAGAUGAGUUAUCAAGGAAACAGAAAGAAGAAUUAUGGCAAAGGCUGAAGACCUUGUUAACAGACGUGCUGUUAGAAAGCCCGGUGGACGAGUGGCAGGUUGUGCACAUCCAGGGUGAAGACGCCAUGGAGACAGAGCACAGCUCAAAAAUGAGAAAAAACAUAGAAAUAAUUCAUGCAGUCACAUCUGUGAUUCUCGCUUCCGUGUCUGUGAUAAAUGAAAGUGAGAACUAUGAAGCCUUACUGGAGGGUGUGGUUAUAUUAAAUGGGAUUCUGUAUGCGUUGCCUGAAUCUGAGCGCAGGCUGCGGGGCUGCAUCCAGGACUUGUGCGUCAGGUGGUGGGAGAAAGGCCUGCCUGCCAAGGAGGACAUGGGGAAGACGGCUUUUAUCCUGCUGCUGAGGAAGAGUCUCGAGACCAAGACGGGUGCAGACAUAUGUCGGCUUUGGCAUAUCCAUCAAGCUUUGUAUUGCUUUGAUUAUGACUUGGAGGAAAGUAGAGAAAUUAAAGAUAUGCUACUUGAGUGCUUCAUAAAUGUUAAUCACAUCAAGAAAGAAGAGGGAAGAAGAUUUCUUAGUUCUCUCUUCAAUUGGAAUAUAAAGUUUAUUAAAAUGAUUCAUGGGACCAUUAAAAAUCAGUUAGAGGGAUUACAAAAGUCGUUGAUGGUACACAUUGCAGACAUUUAUUUCAGAGCUUGGAAAAAGGCUUCAGGGAAAAUAUUGGAGACGAUCGAAACCGAGUGCAUCCAAGACCUCAUGUUCCACGGGAUCCACCUUCCACGGAAGUCCCCAGUGCACUCCAAAGUGCGCGAGGUGCUGAGUUACUUUCACCAUCAAAAGAAAGUUCGCCAGGGAGUGGAAGAGAUGCUUUAUAGGUUAUACAAACCCAUCCUCUGGAGAGGAUUAAAGGCCAGAAACUCUGAAGUUCGCUCAAACGCUGCACUGUUGUUUGUUGAAGCGUUUCCUGUCAGGGAUCCAAACCUCCGGGCAGCUGAGAUGGAUGGUGAAAUUCAGAGGCAGUUUGAGGAACUCUACAGCCUGUUAGAAGACCCUUACCCGAUGGUCCGCUCCACAGGGGUCCUUGGUGUCUGCAAAAUAACCGCCAAGUACUGGGAGAUGCUGCCGCCGACCAUUCUCAUCGACCUCCUGAAGAAGGUGACCGAGGAGCUGGCGCUCGACACGAGCUCAGCCGACGUGCGCUGUUCUGUCUUCAAGUGUCUGCCGAUGGUGCUGGACAACAGGCUGAGCCACCCGCUGCUCGAGCAGCUCCUGCCCUCUCUCAGGUACAGUCUGCACGACAACUCGGAGAAGGUGAGGGUGGCUUUCGUGGACAUGCUGCUGAAGAUCAAGGCCGUGCGGGCUGCCAAGUUCUGGAAGAUCUGCCCCAUGGAGCAUAUCUUGGUUCGUCUGGAAACCGAUGCUCGACCUGUGUCUCGGCGCCUGGUGAGCCUCGUAUUUAACUCCUUCCUGCCCGUGAACCAGCCGGAGGAGGUCUGGUGCGAGCGCUGCGUCACGCUGGUGCAGAUGAACCACGCGGCCGCCAGGAAGUUCUACCAGUACGCCCACGAGCACACGGCCUGCACCAACAUAGCGAAGCUGAUCCAUGUCAUCCGCCACUGCUUGAGCGCCUGCAUCCAGCGGGUGAUGAGAGAGCCGCAGCCCGAGGACGGGGGCGGCGAGAAGGAGAACGUGAGCGUUCUGGACAAGACGUUGUCUGUGCAUGACGUGGCGUCCAUGGCGGGCCUGCUGGAGGUCGUCGUGAUUCUCUGGAAGAGCAUUCACAGGAGCCUGGAGAGCAACAGGGAGGCCCGAGCGUACACCAUCAACAAGUUUGCCGCCGUCCUCCCCGAGUACCUGAAAGUCUUCCAGGACGAUCGCUGCAGGACACCCCUGUUCAUGCUGAUGUCCUUCCUGCCUGCCUCGGCCGUGCCCCGGUUCAGCUGCGGUGUGAUUCCCACCCUGAGAAGCCAGGAGGAGGGCACCCUGGACAAGAGCUACUGCACCCUGCUGGAUUGCCUGUGCGCCUGGGGGCAGGUGGGCCACGUGCUGGAGCUCCUUGACCACUGGCUGCCCGGGGAGCACCCCCCGGCCAAGAGUAACGCAGCCUCUAAACGUAAAGUGCAGAUCCGCGACACGCGCCCCGUGAAACCCGAGUUAGCCUUGGUUUACAUGGAGUAUUUGCUGACCCAUCCACAGAACCGCCACAGCCUGCUCUCCGCUCCCCGGAAGAAACUUAACAGCCUUUUAAAAGCACUGGAGACGUCGAAGGCAGAUCUGGAGUCGCUUCUGCAGAUGCCAGGCGGGAAGCCGCGGCACUUCGGCGAAGCAGCGGCCCUGCGAGCCUUCUGUCUGCUCUGCCGCCUGAGCAUCCACCUCCAGCACCAGUUCUGCUCAGAAGGAAAAGUUUAUCUGUCCAUUUUGGAAGACGCUGGCUUUUGGUUAGAAAGCAAAGUUUUACCUUUUAUUCAAGAUCAAGAAGAAGAGUAUCUGAAGCUGCACGAGGUCGUGUAUCAGCAAAUCAUCCAGACGUACCUGGCGGUGUGUAAAGACGCGGUUAUGGUUGGCCUUGGCGACUGGGCGUUUCAGUUGCAGCUUCUGCAGAGGGCUCUUGGCAUCAUGCAGACAGUGAAGGGAUUUUUUUAUGUUUCGUUGCUUCUUGACAUUCUGAAAGAGAUAACUAGAAGUCCCUUGAUUCAGAAAAGAGAUUCAGAUGAAGAAGUUGCAACGCUGUUUGACACAGUCCAGAAAGUAUUUCAGAAAAUGCUGGAAUGUAUCGCCCGGAGCUUCAGGAAGCAACCGGAAGACGGCCUGCGGCUCCUGCAUUCUGUUCAGACUCCUCUUCAUGAAUUCGUCACCACUGUUCAGUCCUGGCACACGGACACUGCCGUGCACCGGGGUGUGCUCUCCACGCUGAUUGCGGGACCCGUGGUCGAGAUAAGCCACCAGCUGCGGAAGGUUUCUGAUGUAGAAGCACUCACCCCUCCAGAGCGUCUGUCGGACCUCCCGCCGUUCUCGAGGUGUCUGAUAGGAAUGGUCAUGAAGUCCCCCGGUGUGGUCAGGUCAUUUUUGGAAGAGCUAAGGGCGUGUGUGAUGUCCGACGACAUAGAAGGAAUCAUGUGCCUCACCGCUGUCGUGCACAUCAUUUUGGUUAUUAAUAAAGGUAAACACAGAAGUUCCAAGGUGAAGGAAGUUGCAGCUACAGUUCACAGAAAACUGAAGACAUUCAUGGAAAUCACCUUGGAAGAGGACAGCAUCGAAAGAUUUCUCUAUGAGGUGUCAGCGAGAACUUUGGGAGAACUUCUGAAUUCCUAACCAAGGCGGCAUCUCUAGACACAUACAGGUUGGGAAGAGGACUCAGGCAGGGGGACCACAUAUGUGUUUUCCUUAUGUUUUUAAGGUGGACGACCCAUGUAAGGGAAGAGGUGGGACUUGAGGGGGUUAUGAGAACUCAGAGUCCUCCACUGUUUGCCCAGUGCCUCCGGGAAUAAUAUAUUUAACAUAAAGGACCCCAGGUGUCACAACAAAAUCCAUGAUGCAAAGGAAAAAAGGACUUUUUCCUAGCAAAACUAAUUGUUUUUAUAAUGACUUUUAUAUAUAUAAUAUUGCUUGCAGACUGUGAGUAAUAAAGCAAUGACAACAUCAA
Molecule: messenger RNA, 3897 nt
Organism: Lemur catta (Ring-tailed lemur)
Lineage: Eukaryota; Metazoa; Chordata; Mammalia; Primates; Lemuridae
Gene: NCAPG2
Product: non-SMC condensin II complex subunit G2
Exons: 28
Coding region: 144-3566 (1140 amino acids)
Biological process (GO): mitotic sister chromatid segregation
Cellular component (GO): condensin complex; nucleus
Source: RefSeq, a predicted model, not a curated record